Letharia columbiana is the source of this 285-nucleotide messenger RNA. RefSeq lists its product as uncharacterized. NCBI's taxonomy places the organism in Eukaryota, Fungi, Ascomycota, Lecanoromycetes, Lecanorales, Parmeliaceae. Bases 1 to 285 code for a protein of 94 amino acids. The transcript is spliced from 2 exons. The record is from RefSeq and is a predicted model, not a curated record.
AUGGCACUCCUUCUCGACAACGCACGUCGUCAAGUCCGCGCGGUCGCGCAAUGGCUGAAUCUUGCCCUUGAGACUUCUGGAGAAACGCAAGCAAGGAUUUUGUACCAGCCUUUGGAGACGGCAUUGAUUCGGGUAGCCGUCGACCUGAGAAUCUUCAACGCCCUUAGCGGAGGCCAGAAGGGAUCAAAAAGCCUGGACGAAUUGGCGUCUGUGACGAAGGCAGAUCCUGCAUUGCUAGGUACGCUGAUAUGUGUUUCUACUUCUACUCUGACGGUCAGAAGCUGA